Messenger RNA from Drepanopeziza brunnea f. sp. 'multigermtubi' MB_m1, 1170 nucleotides. RefSeq lists its product as uncharacterized. The record is from RefSeq and is a predicted model, not a curated record. Lineage: Eukaryota; Fungi; Ascomycota; Leotiomycetes; Helotiales; Drepanopezizaceae. Gene Ontology annotation, cellular component: cytoplasm; nucleus.
AUGCACUAUAUCCGCUUCCUGAAGACUCCGCGGCUGGUCACGCCUGCUGGCGGACCACCAAGUGUGCAGGCCCGUAUAACCAUCACCAAUGAUCUUGGAGACGACUUCCUCGCUUCAGACCUCGACAUUCUCGUUGUUCUUGAAGAUGCGAGUGGAAACAGCAUCUCGGACGGCAGUCGACCGCCGAGACCCGUCGGCGGGCGAUACCUCUGGAACGUGAGCUACGCACACUCAGGCUUAUCAGUCGAAGUCCAUGUUCCAAGGACGGCGAAGAACAUAGAGAUAGGGAGCUUGAAGAUGUACAUUGGUGCAGCUCAAGACUCGGAUGUUCCCGAUAUGAUACCAGUACGCAACUGGCAGGAUAUACUCGCCCAAGACAAGGGAGGUGUGGUUGGAGCCAGGGCAGUGGUCGGAGAGACUGGCUUGUGUGAACGAAUCUUCACCCAGGAGGGAGGCCCGGAACUGCACAUCUGGGAGGAGACCGGCAACUCUAUUGCCCGGCACAUUUGGGAUGCGGGCCUGGUACUUUCCGCCUACCUCACAGCCAUCUACGCAAGAGGGCCCAUCGCAACACCUUCAGCCGCCGCCAUGCCGCCGCUCCCAUCUCUCGCAGCAGCAACACUCCCCCAGCCCAACCUGCACGUCCUCGAACUCGGCGCCGGCUGUGGAAUCGUCGGCAUCACGCUCUCCCGCCUCGCACUCCCCAACGUCUCCAAGAUCGUGCUCACAGACCUCCCCGACGCCACCGACAUCCUCACCACGAACCUCUCGCCGCGCGCCCUCGCGGCCCAGCCGGCGCUCCCAACGCCCACGCGCUGCGUCCUCGACUGGACCGCGCCCCUGCCCCGCGACAUCGCAGCGACGGCCUGGGAUCUCAUCCUCGUGGCGGACUGCACCUACAAUCCCGACUUCAUCCCGGACCUGGUCGCCACGUUCGGGAGACUGGCGGCGACGAGGAACGACGGCCGGGUGACGACGGUCUUGCUGGCGAUGAAGGAUCGGCACCGAUCCGAGGGGGUCUUCUUCACGGAGAUGGCGGGGGCCGGCUGGGAGGAGAGGGAGAGGGCGGUGGUGCGGGUGUCUGUGCUGGGGGGUGACGGGGAGGAGAUACGGAUUUUCGUCUACCAGCGGGCGGAAGAUGUAGGAUGUGUAGAACCUGCUCUGAGCUAA